Galleria mellonella (greater wax moth) is the source of this 1936-nucleotide messenger RNA. RefSeq names its product maltase A1-like. The record is from RefSeq and is a predicted model, not a curated record. Lineage: Eukaryota; Metazoa; Arthropoda; Insecta; Lepidoptera; Pyralidae. Gene Ontology annotation, biological process: carbohydrate metabolic process. The transcript is spliced from 10 exons. The coding region runs from base 87 to 1838 and encodes 583 amino acids.
UAUAUAUAGUAUACCAAAUUGUAUAAAAUGUCAGUUUUCAAAUAAUCAUUCAAUAGUUCUUGUUCAGAAUUUAGGGUGAAUUUACAAUGCGGGUGGUAUUUUUAUUACCAUUACUUAUAACACUAUUUAGUGAUGGUAUAACGGGAGCUAAUGAACAAGAAUGGUGGGAGAAAACCAUUUUUUAUCAAAUUUAUCCAAGAUCCUUUGCUGAUAGUGAUGGCGAUGGAAUUGGAGAUCUUAAAGGAAUUACAUCUAAGUUAGAGUACGUAAAAGAACUUGGAGUUGGAGCUAUUUGGUUAUCACCAAUAUUCCAAUCACCAAUGUAUGACUUUGGAUACGAUAUCUCUGAUUUUUACGCAAUUCACGAUGAAUUUGGUACUAUGGAAGAUUUUGACAAUCUUCUUAAUAGAGCUAACGAAUUAGGUCUAAAAGUCGUUCUUGAUCUCGUACCUAAUCAUACAUCCAACGAAAGUGUAUGGUUUCAAGAAGCACUUAAAGGCAAUGAAAAGUAUUACAACUAUUUCAUUUGGGAAGAUGGAGUCAUUGAUGAAAAUGGUAAUAGACAACCUCCGAACAACUGGAUAAGCCAUUUCCGUGGAAGCGCGUGGGAGUUUAGAGAAGAAGUUGGUCAAUAUUAUUUACAUCAAUUCGUUAUUGGCCAACCAGAUCUUAACUACCGCAAUCCAGAUGUUGUUCAAGAAAUGAAGGACAUCAUUCGUUUUUGGUUAAACAAAGGCGUUGCCGGAUUUAGAGUCGAUGCUAUUAAUUGUUUGUUUGAAGUGGACAAAGAGCUUUUCGGAGGAGUAUAUCCUGACGAACCACCUUCGGGUAGAAUUGAUUUAGACCCAGGACAUCCUGACAGCCUUACUCAUAUUUAUACAAGAAACAGAAAUGAAACUUACUAUAUGGUAUAUGAAUGGAGAGAUGUAUUUGAAGAGGUUGCAGCAAAUGAUGGGUUAGCUAGAGUUAUGAUGACAGAAGUCUAUUCUACAAUUCAAGAUGUUGUAAGGUAUUUUGGUGAUGGAAAUCUAGAAGGCGCUCAAAUGCCUUUCAAUUUUGAUUUGAUCACUGAUGUAGAUAAAACAGGGUCCGCUGCCGACUUCAAGUACGCUGUAGAUAAGUUUUUAACCUACAAACCUGUAGAUAAGCAUGCCAAUUGGGUGGUUGGAAAUCACGACAGAAGUAGAAUGGCUACCAGAUACGGUCCAGCGUUAGUCGAUGGAAUUAAUAUGAUAGUGUUAUUGCUGCCAGGAGUUGCAGUCACUUAUAUGGGUGAAGAAAUUGGUAUGGUAGAUGGUUACGUGAGCUGGGAAGAUACCGUUGAUCCUGCCGGUUGUAAUACCAAUGACCCGAUUAACUAUGUUGAAUCAUCCAGAGAUCCAGAACGUACACCAUUCCAAUGGAAUGCUGAAAAAAAUGCUGGAUUUUCUUCGGCCGACAAAACCUGGUUGCCAGUUGCUGAUGGUUAUGAGACUUUGAAUGUUGAAGCGCAAAGAGCUGCAAAUAAAUCUCAUUUGAAGAUUUACCAGGCACUUGCUCAACUUCGUCAAGAAGACGUUUUCAGAUACGGACGCUAUGAGUCUCUAGCUCUUAACAAUGAUGUAUUUGCCUUCCAAAGGCGGUACAAUGGAAAUGUGUAUUUAGUAGUAGUGAAUAUGCGAGAUACUCAAUAUGAAGUGGACUUGACUUAUUUCGAAAAUGUUUUCGGAAAUGUGCGAGUCGUAUUGUCAAGUGUUCAAUCGCCCAAGGUGGAGGGAGAUACCUUCAGCGCUACAUCCUUCCCUGUGGCUGGUUAUGAAGGAGUAGUUUUACAAACAACCACUGGGUUCUUUAAAUAAUAGUAUUGUAAACUAUUGUAUUUUAUAAUGUUUAUUUUACUUUGUAUAAUAAUGUAAAUUAAUUAUGAUACCAAUAAAAAAAUAUAGAAUCACAGGGA